AGUAUGGUAGAAGCUCUCGAUCGGUAAAAAACUACAUAACCCGUGACUAAAAUGUUGAAACAUCGCCUAUAUUCUACGUGCAAUCCCCAUAUCCCUUCCUUUAUUUGGCCAAUAGAGCAAAUCCUCUCCUUUCAAAACUCCAAGCAACCCCAGAAGGCCAGAAGGAACUCUGUGUCAACCAAACUGCGAGAAAGAAAACAAAAUAUAUGGUACAUACAUCUACAGCUGCAUGCAAUAUUCAUGAGUACCCAACAACCCAUCUGGUUUCUCCUUCUCUCUUCUCUUGGUUUCUUCAUCUUCCUCAAACACUCCAUCUCUUUAGCCCGAUGGAUCUUCAUAACUUUUCUCCGACCCGCUAAAGAUCUGAAAAGAUCGUACGGCUCUUGGGGUUUGAUCACUGGUGCCACUGAUGGCAUAGGCAAGGCCUUUGCCUACCAACUAGCCAAGAAAGGCCUAAACCUUGUUUUAGUCAGCCGCAGCUCCAACAAGCUCGAAUCAGUCUCCGAAGAAAUUCGAUCCCAUUUCCCCGAUGUGCAGAUCAAAACUGUUGCCUUCGACUUCUCACGCGACCAGGGUUUGGUUAAGUUGGUAGAAGAGGAGAUCAAGGGAUUGGACGUGGGAGUUUUGAUAAAUAAUGUUGGAGUGACUUACCCGGCAGCUAGAUACUUUCAUGAGGUGGAUGAGAAAAUGUGGGUGGAUAUUGUUAGGGUGAAUUUGGAAGGUACAACAAAGGUUACCGUGGCUGUUGUACCCGGGAUGCUUCAAAGGAAGAGAGGUGCCAUUGUUAAUAUUGGGUCUGGGGCAGCCGUUGUGGUUCCUUCCCAUCCUCUCUACACCAUCUACGCAGCUACCAAAGCUUACGUGGACCAACUCUCUAGAUCCCUGUACAUGGAAUACAAGCAGUACGGAAUCGACGUGCAGAUUCAGGUUCCGUUAUAUGUCGCAACAAAAAUGGUGUCGAAAGUUGCUUCGAUCGAGAAGUCAUCAUUGUUCAUACCAUCUGCGGAUGCUUAUGCAGAAGCAGCAGUCAAACGCAUUGGAUAUGAAGCACGGUGCACGCCGUUUUGGGCUCACUCGCUUCAGUGGUGGUUCGCACGGUUGGUCCCUGACUCUCUUCUUGAUGCCUGGCGCUUCAAUAUCGGCUUAAACAGAAGGGGAAAGCCAGCUAUCUAGCUAGGUUGAAUAUUUUCUUUCUUGGGUAAAAUCCUCAUAUAGUACCUGAACUAUCACGAAAUGCACUUUUUGGUACCUACAAAUUUUCAGGGAGUCCAGUGAUAGUACAGGUACCCCUCCGUUAGCCCUUAUAGUACAUCGGUCCAUUAUUCCGUUAAAAAUGCCUACGUGGCGAUCAUGUGACACUCAUGUGAGUAAAAUAAUAAGGGUAAAAUAGUCUUUUCAUUCAUAAUUAGAAUUAUAGAAUUUAAUAUAUUGAAUAUCUAUAAUUAAAAAACAUUUUGACAAAUAAAAAAAAAGAUAAAUAAUACCCAAUUUAUUCUUCACUGUUAUUGGGAUACUUGGGUCAAUUAAUUUAAGUACUUUUUAUUUUUGUUUAGUUUUUAUUUUAUUUUAUGAAAAUUUAAUAUAUACUAAUUUAGAGAUAACUUUUUUCCGGAACAAUUAAUAGGAUUAAUCAAUAGAGAUGGUAGGUAAAUCUAGAUAUUCACUAAAUUCAAUUGUAGGUCUUUCUUUUAACCUAGUCUAAUUUAGUUUAAAUCAAAAAUUUGUAAAAGAAAUAUGAAAAAUAGGUGUUUUACAAUUUUACCCAUACUUUAACGGAAUAAUUGACAGAAGUACUAAAAUGGCUAACGGAGGGAUAAAACAGGUACCACUAGACUCCCUGAAAAUUUGUAGGUACCAAAAAGUGCAUUUCGUGAUAAUUCAGGUACCAUAUAAAGAUUUUACCAUUCUUUCUUCCAUAUAUUUGGUAUGUAUUUCUCUCGAUCUUUAAUUGAGGGGAAACGGUGUAUAUAUGUGAACUGUUCAUUUGGACGUGGUUAUUGGUUAAUCAGAUGAUCAAAUCACAUCGCAAAUCAUAGCUUCAGUGUGGAGUCUGAUUUUCCAAUACCUUUGAUAUAAAGUGUGAGGUUGAAAAUGAAGAAUUUGUAUGUUUAGAAUAAUAUUGACUAAACUUGCGAUCUACAAAAAUGUCGUCCCAUACAGUAGUGUGGGCUUGUAAUUGAAGUAUUGAACGGAGCAUUAAAUUGAUUGGUUGAUGAGUGAAAUUUA
Rosa rugosa (rugosa rose) is the source of this 2226-nucleotide messenger RNA. RefSeq names its product very-long-chain 3-oxoacyl-CoA reductase-like protein At1g24470. The record is from RefSeq and is a predicted model, not a curated record. Lineage: Eukaryota; Viridiplantae; Streptophyta; Magnoliopsida; Rosales; Rosaceae. Bases 52 to 1173 code for a protein of 373 amino acids. Gene Ontology annotation, cellular component: endoplasmic reticulum. The transcript has 2 exons. Gene Ontology annotation, molecular function: ketoreductase activity.